AUGGUGGAGACCCAGGAGGCGGAGGUCUCACAGCAGGAGGUGGAGGUAAUCCGCAAUGAGAUCGCAAAGCAACAGGCGCAGCUGGAUGCAGAACGCAAGCGCGCGGAGGCGGAGCGGAAGCGCGAGCUGCAGGAGCGGCUCCACCUGGAGCAGGCCCAGGGACUGCGGCGCAUCCAAGGCUGGCCCUUGAACAACGACUGGAUCAAGCUGGCGCUUGAGGAUGCCAAGUUCCGCGUGGAGGGCGGCUUCACCUUUGGCACGGUCGCCAAGUGCCGACUGAUCACGGACGACGACGUCCGCGAGGUGAAGGCGCUGCCAGAGGUCAGGCCCGAGGGCACGAAGGUGCACGUGCAGCUCGUAAAUUCGGGGCCGACGGUGUACAGCUGGGCUCCCACCUCGCUGUCGAGCAGGCCAGCUUGCAGGACCCCAGGCGCCCAUGGAGGAGCUUCCGGCGGAGCCUGCGGCGGUGGAGCCUGGGAGCCUGUGGCGGAGCCUGUGGCGGAGCCGGCGGCAAAAAAGUCUGCGACGGCCUCCACGGCGGCCUCCACAGCGGAGGAGGAGGAGGAGGAGGAGGAGGAGGGCGAGGAAGUGGCGGGUCUGCCGGUGCGCCGCGUGACGCACAAGAACGUGGUGGCUGGCGCUGGCGGCGCGGACGCUGGAGCAGUACAGGGCGGACCUGGCAAUCCUCACGGCCAGGAUCGAGGACGGGACCGUGGAGGGCUGCCGGCUGCGCUGCAGCACGAACAGGCGGACGAAGUGAAGUCUCACCCACGGGGGGCAGGGCGCCAUCAGCUCGGUGGACCGGCGCCACCGCGUCUUCGCUUCGCGCGGCUGAAGCAGGACGUGAAGGUGGCCUGGGCCCUGCGGGCCUGCGGCGCCAGCUUCCUGGACCCGCACCUGCUGGCCUGGCGGGCGCGGGAGGCGGAGGCGGAGGGCAGCGAGCUCAAGCCGGAGAGGCUGGAGAGGGCCGCGCAGCAGCCGGAGGUCGCUGCGGGCCCUCUGCGGCAACAGGUUCCACACAUACGAAGCGGCUUCAACCGAGUCGCUCCGCUACCAUGA
Molecule: messenger RNA, 1059 nt
Organism: Symbiodinium natans
Lineage: Eukaryota; Dinophyceae; Suessiales; Symbiodiniaceae
Source: the annotation of a GenBank genome assembly